Messenger RNA from Aphis gossypii (cotton aphid), 2001 nucleotides. RefSeq names its product H/ACA ribonucleoprotein complex non-core subunit NAF1. NCBI's taxonomy places the organism in Eukaryota, Metazoa, Arthropoda, Insecta, Hemiptera, Aphididae. The transcript is spliced from 8 exons. The record is from RefSeq and is a predicted model, not a curated record. Gene Ontology annotation, biological process: box H/ACA snoRNP assembly; ribosome biogenesis; pseudouridine synthesis. The coding region runs from base 214 to 1755 and encodes 513 amino acids. Gene Ontology annotation, cellular component: sno(s)RNA-containing ribonucleoprotein complex. Gene Ontology annotation, molecular function: RNA binding.
UGAAACUGUUGAUAUUUUCAUCAUAAUAAUGUAUUGUCAUUUUAGUACGUCCAAAAAAUGUUAACCAUAAUAAAACUGUCUAUACAUUUCACUCGUGUACACACGUUUUUGUAAGCUUCUCAGACUUCCCAGACCAACGUCAUAAUAUACCCACUACCUUUGCCGUCUCAAGAUUGUAGCCCGUCCGAACCGUCAAACGAUACCUACAACUGAAUGAUGGACGAUCAAAUUUCCGAUUCGUCUGACGAAUACAGUCCUAAUGAUAAUAAAGAAACAUUAAUUGUAAAUGGACUUUUUGGAAUCGCUGAUGAAGAAAAUAAUGUUGAGAAUACUACUGCCUCUCCAGAAUUUAGUAAUGAUAUUAAUAUGGAAGCAGAAGUAGUUGAUACAAUAAUGGACAAACUUUGUAAUGAAAAUGAUCUACAUAUUAUAAAAACCACAGAUAAAAAGAAUUGUGAUGAUACAAAUGGUGAUAGUGUCCAGAAAGCUGAGAGUAAUUGUUUUGGUAGUCAUAUGUUAUGUUCAAAGUCAACUGAUUUGGAUCAUACAGAAUUAUCACCCUCAUUUGCUACAAUAUCUAAAAAUUAUGAAAAAUCAAAGGAAUGUGAUGCUUCAAAAAACUCAGUUACAACACAGGAAAAUUCAAAAAAAUGCGAUAUAUUGCCUGAAUCAGAUUCUAAGGCUGUUGUCGUAUUAUCUAAAGACAAUUUACCAUCAACACUCUCCUUAAUUUCUACAAAUUACCAAGAUUCUAGCUCUGAUGACAGUGAUACUAGUGAUGAUGAUAAUUCUAAUGAUAAUGAUCAAUUGAUUGAUUCUGAUAAUGAAAACAGCAUUAUUUCUGUAUCAUCUAAUACGUUUUUAAAAGAUAAUUAUGUUAAGACCAAAGGAGAAUUAGAUAUUAGUGAUUUACCACCCAUUGAAGAUUUAAAAAUAUCAGUUGAUGAAGCUAAAUGUCAACCAGUUGGAUGUAUAAAAAGCGUUGUUGAUACUUUAGUUAUUGUUGAAGCAUUUUUAAAUCAACCUGCAUUGGACAUUGACUCUGUAUUAUUUGUGGAUCGAGGAAAAAGAGCUUUAGGACGAAUAUUUGAUGUAUUUGGAUCUGUCACUAAGCCUUUCUAUGCUGUCCGAUUCAACGACUCUAACCAUAUAAAGACAUUUGAUAUACAAAUUAAGGAACCUGUAUACUGCGCUCCUCAGACAGAAUAUGCAAGCUAUGUUAUGGUGUCUCAGCUCAUGCAAAUGAAAGGAAGCGAUGCUUCGUGGAGAGACAAUAAUGAACCACCUUGUGAGUUUUUAGAUUAUUCUGAUGAUGAAGCAGAAAAGUUGGCUAAGAAAAAUCGUAGACAGAAAAAAUGUACACAACCUUCAGGAGAAGACAAUAAAGAUAAAUCUCCUGAUCCUCCCAGUCGAAAGGUUUUAAGGAAUAAUCCCACACCGAGAAGUAUAACACCACGUCCUUCAUUUCAAAAUUCCAACAAUCGGACACAACAAACAUACAACCCUUGUCCUCCCAAUUAUAGUUACGGUCCUAGACAAUUCCCGACUUAUGCUCAGCAGUUAAGUUCAAUGGAAUUUAGUCAAGCGUAUCGCCAACCAUAUAAUCCAUGGUAUUAUGAUCCAACGUAUGCACCAAGACAUGACUAUCCACAUCGUCCUCCUUAUAUGCCACCAGUAUAUGAUUAUCGAUCUCAACCACCAAUGGAUCCGAAUAAUCCAAAUAAUCGAUUUUACUAUCCUGACCGUUAUAAUUAAAAUCCUUCUAUUAUUAUGAUAACAAUUUUUUUUAUUGUGUACCUUGUUUUUGUAUUUCAUUUUUUAUAAUGCUAUUGAUGUAUGAUCAAUUAUAAAAAUUAUUUUGAUAUUUUAAGCCAUACUAAGAUACUUGGUCAUUUUUUGUUUUUGACGGGUACUGUUCGUUGUCUAAGCUUAGUAUAUUUAAGUAAAGUUUGAAAUGCAAAAAUGUAUUUUGCAAUAAAAAUAAUUUUUUUUAAUGCAAUA